GAUGGCGGGAGCGGCCUACAGCAUGUAAGCGGCUCCUGUGAGUUUAACAGAGAAGAAGGCUACUUGCCUCUGGUGAACUGAUGGAAACGCGGUUCGUGUAAAACCCACUCUAACUUUAAUAUUUUCCCGCGGACAGAGCUCCAGGUGGAGCUGAGGAACAUGAGCAGCCCAAGCUUACAGCAGCCCAGCUUCCUGCUGGCAAACCUCAAAGCUGACGCCACCUCCAAGCCUCUGAUCCAGCGAUGCCAGGACCUGCUGAAGAUCAUAGACGAGUAUCCCGCUAAGGAGCUGCACCUGAUCUUCCCCUGGCUGGUGGAGAAUGUGUUUGGAAGUCUGGACGGCGUCAUCUCCGGCUGGAACCUGCGCCUGCUGCACUCACGCAGCAACGAGUUCAACCUGGUUCUGGACUUCCUGAGCCCGAGUGGCCCGAUGAUGAAGCUGGUGUACAAACUUCAGGCAGAAGAAUACAAAUACGAAGUUCCUGUCCACUAUCUCCCGGGUCCGGUGAAGGCCUGCAUCCAGGAGGGCGUUCUUCCCGACUGUCCUCUGUUCCACAACAAGCUGCAGUUCCCGCUGCCGGGCGUCCUGACGCUGAACGUCGCUCUCAAUCCUUUCGAGUUCUUCAUGUUUAAUUUGGCCUACUGCCUCAUCGCUCCCAGGAACUGCCUUCAGCCGCAGCUCUGCAGCUCCACAGACAGCGCAUACUUCGUGCUGGUCGACCUGUACCUCAAGUACUUCCUGCCCGUUGAAGGAAGUGUUCCUGCGUCUCCGUUCACCGACUCCAGAGGCUCCGUCGCGGCUCCGUCGCCACGAGCUUCCAGUGUGUCGUUUGCGGGUUACGGCGUCCACAGCCCGAGCCUCCUGAAGCACCACAUCUUCCACCAGCCGUCGGUGAACGCAGACCCUGCAGCGCAGGAGAUCUGGAGGUCCGAGACGCUGCUGCAGAUGUUUGUAGAGAUCUGGCUCCAUCAUUACUCCCUGGACUUGUACCAGAAGCUGCAGUCUCCUCAGGUAAAGCUGGCGCUGCUGCAGUACCGCCUCAGUAUGUCCAGCAUGCCGUGCCAACCCCUCGCCCCUCCUGGCUCUGGGACCCUCCACACCUACCAAGUACUUUUACCUUUUCACUCAGCAGCGCCCCCCUGGGGCCUCCUGGAGGAGCCCUUCAAUCCGUCAGAGGAGCAUGUGUUGGUGGUGCGCCUGCUGGUGAAACAUCUGCACGCCUUCUCCAGCAGCCUGAAGCCGGAGCCGCCGCCCUCGCCGGCCCAUUCCCCCCCCCACACCAGCCCGCUGGAAGAGUUCAAGAGGGUGGUGGUGCAGCGCUUUGUGCAGCAGAAGCUCUACCUGUUCCUGCAGCAUUGCUUCGGACACUGGCCGCUGGACGCCUCCUUCAGAGCCGUGUUGGAGACGUGGCUCAGCUACAUUCAGCCUUGGAGAUACACAGGAGAGAAGCCAAAUGCCCAACCCGACCAGAACAGAACCGUGCCGGACAAAUGGGAGUCGUUUGUCCACGAGAACCUGCUGCUCUACACCAAGCUGUUCCAGGGCUUCCUGAACCGGGCCACGCGGACCGACCUGGUCAACGCCAAGAACGCCCUGAUGGUGUUCCGGGCCGCCAAGGUUCUGGCCCAGCCCAACCUGGCAGACAUGAUCCAGAGAGGUGAGCAGCUGUUUCUGGAGCCGGAGCACGUCCUGCCCCACCGGCAGCCCCGCGGUUACCUGACGCCGGGCCAGGGGGGCAGUUACCUGUCGCCACGGCAACGGAUGGUGACCGACACGGCGUUCAAGGUGAAGAGCCACGUGUAUUCCCUGGAAGGACAGGACUGCCAGUACAAGCAGAUGUUUGGCUCCGAGGUCCGAGGAGUGGUCAUGAGGUUGAUCCAGAUCAUCGCGCAGGCCCGCCACACGGCCAAGCGGAUCUCGGAUCAGUCCAGCGAGGCGGCGGCCGGCGGCUCCUUCCUGUCCUGGUUCGGACUCGCCUCCUCCGACCUCAGCAACGCGUUUCCCGGCGCCGAGCCCGAGGACAGCGGCGAGUACCUGAAGAAGACCCACGAGUUCCUGGACCGGGCCCUGGAGAACCUGUGUCAUAUCUUUAAGCUGAACCAGAACCAGCUUGCCCAACUUGUUGCCAACCUGGGCGCCGCGCAGGACGACGGGCGUGCCAACCAGCUGCCGGACUGCGUCCAGGGCGAGACUGGGCCGGUUCUGACGGACCUGGGCCGGAGGCAGAUCAUAAACGGCCUGCGCCGCUUUGAGGUUCAGUACCAGGGUGAUCCAGAGCUGCAGCCAAUCAGGAGCUACGAGAGCGCCCUGCUGGUCCGGCUGCUCUAUAGGGCAUCAUCUCUGCUGAACAACAGGCUCCAGGCCCAGAUGGGCGCUCUCUGCUCACGCUCAGACUUCCUGGGUCGCCUCGGCCGGCGGUACUUGACCGACCCGGACUCCUGCGUGCGGCUGCGGCUCAGCCCAAUGUCCCAACGGGCGCUAGAGCACCGCCAGCAGCCGCGGCUCAGCCUGCGGCCGCUGGCCAGCUACCGGACGCUGUUGCUGCUGCUGCUGUUCUACGCGCUGGGGGCGCUGCUGUCGCUCGGGCCCCUCUGCAGUACGGCCCUGCUCCUGACGGGGGCGCUGCUGUAUGGCGUCCUGAUGACGCUGUGUGCUGAAAAACUGAAAACGCAAUAAAACGCCAACUAGCUGAGCUUCUGACUUGGUUUAACGCUCUACUGCGUUAGUGUUAGCAUGAGCCAGAGCUCUGGUAUUUUUCUGAUGUAAAUACUUCUUUAUUUUCUCCUUUGAGCAUCUGGAAACAGAUGCAAGCCAAAAGUUUUUAAGUGAAUAAAGUAUUUUUCUCAGUGAAAACACA
Xiphophorus couchianus (Monterrey platyfish) is the source of this 2857-nucleotide messenger RNA. It is a transcript of the gene smpd4, whose product is annotated as sphingomyelin phosphodiesterase 4. NCBI's taxonomy places the organism in Eukaryota, Metazoa, Chordata, Actinopteri, Cyprinodontiformes, Poeciliidae. Gene Ontology annotation, molecular function: sphingomyelin phosphodiesterase D activity. The coding region runs from base 160 to 2676 and encodes 838 amino acids. Gene Ontology annotation, biological process: ceramide biosynthetic process; sphingomyelin catabolic process; glycerophospholipid catabolic process. The record is from RefSeq and is a predicted model, not a curated record. The transcript is spliced from 20 exons.